GAUUUGAAACAACUUUAACUGAUCUAGCUGCCGUCGUGGAUGAUGUAUUAAAAGAAAAUGUUCGACGUAAUUUAUUUAUUCUCAAUAAUCAACUUCACAAUAAUGAAAAAUUUCAACAUAAAGCUUACGUUAAAGUAUUAGAUUGGACAACACAACUUUCUUCUGAUUUUACUCCCCCGUAUGAUUAUAUUGUUGCUACUGAUUGUAUCUAUUCAUUGGAUCUAAUUCCUUAUUUUGUAAAAUGGUUAUAUGAUCUUUCUAGUGACAAAUCUGUAAUCGUUUGUGGAAUGGAAAGAAGAGAUCCGAUUGUUAUAGAUAACUUUUUGAAUGAAUGCAAGGAAAAAUAUUCUUUUAAUAUUUCUAAAAUUCCUGUUAACAAAUUAAAAAAAAUAUUAAAGAAAAUCGAUAAUUUGAGUGACGAAAAACUAACACAG
Racocetra fulgida is the source of this 434-nucleotide messenger RNA. NCBI's taxonomy places the organism in Eukaryota, Fungi, Glomeromycota, Glomeromycetes, Diversisporales, Gigasporaceae. The record is from the annotation of a GenBank genome assembly.